UUAAGUCGAGUAUGUCUGUCUGGUUUUGGUGUCUGUGUAUAGGGUUAGGAAGUGUUAUGACGGUAUUUAACGAAAUGUUGUAGCAUUCGGAGAUCUACGGUCUGGCGAUCGGCAUGAGAAGUGAUCGCCACAGUUUAGAAUGAGAAGAAAUGCAUCUUUCGGUCGUUUGUUGGCACAACCCAAGUACGGCGUAAUUGUGACCUUGACCUUCUGUUCCAUCACGGUGAUCCUCAGCUUGUAUUAUUUAGAUGAACUGACACCAAAAGUUUCUCACAGGAAGUUCCUGCACACAGUCGACAGAGAUGUCAAUCUCUUUGAACAAAACAUUCCACGUUUUGACCGCGAUAUAUUAAAAAUGUCUCCCCUUGAAGAGGAGGAUAAAGAUACUGAUGAGGAUGAUAAUAAAAAACCGAAAAUCGACAGUGUCGAUAGAACAGACUUCAAAAACAGCGUCGUGGUCUGGCCGAAAGAUCACUUUGCUGUUAAACUCAGCAAAAGAAACAAUAAUAAUAAUAAUCUAAAUUUAGCUCACACCAACUGGACAAUGCUGCCUGAUGCUGUAAAGGGCAGCUUCAGGUCUCCAGUCGUUUUAAACGACCUUGAGAUAGUCGCUCACAAUGCUUCAAUUGAUCAGUCACACGGUCACAUGAUCGAGUCAAACAUUAUUUACAGACACAGGCUACAGAGCAUGAACUACAGCAAUGGUUCGGGAACGAGGCUCAAUUCAUAUCAUAACGCAACUUCCAGUGCAAACAAGAAAUAUAUCAUAUACUUAUGUACUAAGAGUAUGACUUGCUGUGGGUGGGGGGACCGACAGCACGGCAUAUUGUCGGCAUACGUUAUCUCUCUCGUUACAAACAGAAUAUUCGGGGUCGAUAUGAGCGCCCCCUGUCCACUGUCAAAUUUGUUACAUCCACGCAAAUUGAUGUGGAAGAUCAACCCAGCGGAUCUCGAGGGACUGUCGACAAAAUACAUCUACACUGUGAACGAUAAAGUCUUUCGCCAGAUGAUGGGUCAGAUCAACUUCGACGAGGUCUACCCUCAGGACGUUGUUUAUCUCACCACCAACUAUGAUUAUUUCUACUCGCUGAAGCGCAACCCCCACUACCGGAAAAUCUUCCGACAGAAGAUCACCAAACCACGACCGCUUGUCUUCGCCGAUCUGUGGCUGAACGUCUUCAAGCUGAAUAAGAGAGUGAAGCGACGUGUGACGGCCGCCAUCGCUAAAGCUCACCCUACACCAAACCAUAAACUCGUCUGUGCUCACGUGCGUUUCGGACGCAGUCCCACAAUCCCGUGGGACUCGGAGAUCCGCAACACCAUGGAGACCGUUCUGCCGCUGUGGAAUUUUUUAAGUCAUUACACCGAUCCGAGUUUUUACAAAAUCUUCAUCGCCAGUGACACUGAGAUGGUUCUGGACAAGGCGCGGCAGCUGUACCCGCAACAGAUGGUCGAGAUUAAAGGCGAUAUCAUUCAUAUAGACAAAACCAAGCACAUGGUGUCGGACCCCUGUGUGGGCUUCGAGAAGGUCCUCGCUGACCAGUACUUCUUGACUAACUGUGAUGUGCUCGUCCUCACCUACAGUGUCUUCGGCAAGAGUGCCGCGUACAUGCGCCGCUCCAACAGCAACCUCUUCUAUCUCGGAAACGGGCUCAUACAGCCUCUUAAACUCUUCAAAGACUAGGGGUCAUUCUGUGUUCUCAGUACAUAGAACAUGUCUUGGGCUCAUCCAGUCUCUAAAGCUCUUCAAAGACUAGGAAUCA
Messenger RNA from Gigantopelta aegis, 1763 nucleotides. RefSeq lists its product as uncharacterized. The record is from RefSeq and is a predicted model, not a curated record. Bases 140 to 1684 code for a protein of 514 amino acids. The transcript has 2 exons. Lineage: Eukaryota; Metazoa; Mollusca; Gastropoda; Neomphalida; Peltospiridae.